GCACCACCUGUCCCCUGCCCGCCACAUCACCUAACCAAUGGUUUCACGGACAAAAUGAUGCAAUCAAUCCUCUCUCUAUCUUUCAGCUAAAUAAAACGCCUCCUCUUAAUCACCUACUCUACUCUACUCUAAUCUCUCUCUCACAGAUGCCCUCUUUUUAUUAGCGUAAACAAAUCUGAAAUCCCCUCCCCUCCCCUCUCUUCUAAAUCUGCUUCCUCUCUGCAACCAAUCUCUGCGCCUAUGGAGAACUACUCGUACAACUCCUACCCCGAGUCCGGCGACUCCUCGCCGCGCUCUCGCGAGAUCGACUUCGAGAAUCCGCCGCCGUGGGAGGAUUCGCAGGGGAAUCAGCCACCGCCUAAUUAUAAGGUCAAGUUUAUGUGCAGCUACGGAGGGAAGAUUCACCCGCGCCCGCACGAUAACCAGCUCUCCUACAUCGGAGGCGAGACGAAGAUCCUCUCCGUCGAUCGCAACAUCAAAUUCGGCUCCCUGCUCUCCAAGCUCGUCGCACUCUGUGAUAACGACAGUAUCUCCUUCAAGUACCAGCUCCCCGGCGAAGAUCUGGACGCUUUAAUUUCGGUCACCAACGAUGACGAUCUGGAGCACAUGAUGCACGAGUACGAGCGGUUGUACCGGAUUUCGCCUAAACCGACGAGGUUGAGGAUUUUCAUUUUCACUACGCUGAAUCAGAGCCUCAAUUCCUCCACUAGGAGCUUCGGCUCCGAUGAGGUCAAAUCGGAAAAGGAGAGGUUUGUGGAGGCGUUGAAUUCUGCGCCGAUUAUCACCGCGCCGCUGCAUACGGCGUCGGCUGCAGCUCCGCUACAGCCGCAGACGCAGCCGCCGGCUGGUAACAUCGAUUUCAUGUUUGGUUUGGAGAAAGCGAACGCAAUAGCGGCGGCGCAACCGACGAUUCAGCAGCCGAUGAUGGGGAGAGUUCCGGAUGUGGAGGACCCGGUGUUCCUUCCAGGACAGGAUGAGCGGUCAAUGGCGAUGGAUCCGAUUCAGAAGCAUAUUCAGGAGCAGCAGCGACUGAGGCUCGAGGAGCAGCAAGGAAUCUACAGAAGAAAAAGUGAGGAUAAUCUACCCGGAGGUUAUCCCGCCGGCGAGUAUUACAAGGUGCCGGAGAAAGCUCCUCCGCCGGUUAUGCCUAGCGCCGUCACUCACUGGCCUGAAAACAGGCAAAUCCCCGGCGGAAUGUUCCCGACGAGCACCGAGCAGCCGGUUUACAUGGUCCAAACGCCGGCGGGUGCGUACCACGCGCCGAUGAUGCGACCAGUGACCGGAGCUCCGGCGCAGGGGUACUACGCUGUUCAGCGGAUGCCGUCAGACCAGCAACAACAACUGCAGCAGAUGCAACAACAGCAGCAAAUUCAACAGCAGCAGCAGAUGUACAAUGUGAUUCCACACCCACAGCCAGCGGUUGCAUCAAUGGCGCCGCCGCCGCAGCAGCAGAAGGCGGCGGGAUAUUCGGAGGGUUUCGGGAUGGUGAGGGCGGGGACAGGUGGCGGGGUAGGAGUGGUGACGGAAGCAGGGUACGCGCAGGUGGCGUACGAUGUGGGGGCGGGGAGGCAGGUGAUGUACACGACGGCGCAAGGGGGCAUGGUGGGGGCGCCGCCGCAGUAUCAAGCCGUGGUGAGCGGCGCCGACAUGCGGACAGCUGGAGGACUGAAUCCGGAAGCCGGUGGUGGAAGGGGUGUCCCCAAAGUUACGCAAACUCAGGCUUCUAUGUGAUUUUGGUCAACAAUUAUGCUGUUUUUUAAAUAGCCAUUAAACCUUAGCUUUAUUGGAUAAUAAUUUGAGUGUUGUAUGGAUACACUAUAUAUAUGUAUGUUUCUCGUUCCAUAUGCUUUUGUACAUAUUUCGAGAUCACAUUACUUCCUACUUCAAAAUUAAUUUCAAGAUUCGCAUCCUAAA
Messenger RNA from Salvia splendens (bonfire salvia), 1914 nucleotides. RefSeq lists its product as uncharacterized. The transcript has a single exon. Gene Ontology annotation, molecular function: protein binding. NCBI's taxonomy places the organism in Eukaryota, Viridiplantae, Streptophyta, Magnoliopsida, Lamiales, Lamiaceae. The record is from RefSeq and is a predicted model, not a curated record. Bases 241 to 1731 code for a protein of 496 amino acids.